Xyrauchen texanus (razorback sucker) is the source of this 2496-nucleotide messenger RNA. RefSeq names its product host cell factor 2-like. Gene Ontology annotation, biological process: regulation of DNA-templated transcription; chromatin remodeling. Gene Ontology annotation, cellular component: histone methyltransferase complex. Lineage: Eukaryota; Metazoa; Chordata; Actinopteri; Cypriniformes; Catostomidae. Gene Ontology annotation, molecular function: transcription coactivator activity; protein binding. The transcript is spliced from 15 exons. The record is from RefSeq and is a predicted model, not a curated record. The coding region runs from base 92 to 2290 and encodes 732 amino acids.
GCUGCAAACUGUAUGCAUGUUGUCUGCCUUUACUGCAGAGUAAAUGUGCAAUAUCAAGCUUAUAUGAAAGAAAAAGUACAGAUAACCCAUUAUGGUGAAUAAAAGCCCUUUAUGGAAAAGGGUGAGGUCUUACCAUGGACCUGUUCCCAGGGCGAGGCACGGGCAUCGGGCAAUCGCCAUCCGAGAGUUGGUGGUAUUGUUUGGAGGUGGAAACGAGGGAAUAGCGACCAACCUGCAUGUUUAUAACAGUGCGACCAAGCAGUGGUUUCUGCCUGCAGUAAGAGGGGAUAUCCCACCUGGAUGUGCUGCUCAUGGCUUUGCCUGUGAAGGCACACGGAUCCUGGUGUUUGGAGGCAUGGUUGAAUUUGGCCAAUAUACCAACAGUCUCUAUGAAUUGCAGGCUAGUCGCUGGCUGUGGAAGAAACUGAAGCCCCGGCCACCGAGGAACGCAUCACCUCCAUGUCCACGGAUUGGUCACAGCUUCACUCUCCAUGCCAACAAGUGCUACCUCUUUGGCGGGAUGGCCAAUGACAGCGAAGAUCCAAAUGGCAAUAUACCACGAUAUUUGGAUGAUUUCUAUGAAUUGGAGCUGCAAGCUCAAUCUGGAGUCAAAUGCUGGAACUUUCCAGAAACCAAAGGUGGAGGUCCAUCUGCCAGGGAAUCCCAUAGUUCUGUGGUGUACUGUGGGAAGGGUGGCAGUGCCACUAAGCUCUUCAUUUUUGGGGGCAUGUGUGGGUAUAGACUGAAUGACUUGUGGCAGCUAGACAUUGAAACUAUGACUUGGUCAUUACCUCAAACCAGAGGGCAAUUCCCACUUCAUAGGAGUCUACACACCUCCAACGUGAUAGGAAACAAGUUAUAUGUGUUCGGAGGCUGGGUUCCUGUUGGAGAGACAGAGGACACGCUCACUUCUGAUGAAGUCAAAUGGGUCUGCACCAACUCUCUUUCCAUGCUAAACCUUGACACACUGACAUGGCACAACCUAACACCAGAAGAACAACAGCAGGGUCAUUCAGGUGUACAGUCGGUUGAAGAGGAAGAAGGCAGUCCGCAUUGGCCGAAAGCAAGAGCUGGGCACUGUGCGGCAACUGUGGGCACACGUUUGUACAUCUGGAGUGGGCGAGAUGGAUACAAAAAGUUGAAUAACUACCAGGUGUGCUGCAAAGAUCUUUGGUACCUGGAAACAGAGAGGCCUUCCACCCCUGGUGCGGUGUUCCUCGUCAAAUCCACAAUCAAUAUGCUGCAUGUUGCCUGGCGCCCCCUACCUGCAGCUGACUCUUACUUGCUUCAAGUGCAGCCCAUUACUUCCCCAUCCAUUGAACCACAGUCAAUACCAACUACCCCUCUAGACCCAGGACAAGGGAAGGAAACUAAACAAAAAGAUUCCCAGCCAUCUCAUAAAACUGGAUGUGUAGAUGCCAAAGUUGGAGGAGAGAAGGACUCUUCAUCACAGGAAAGCCUUUUGAGGCCUAAGGAAAUGGGUGAGGAUGAGGCAGACAACCAAUCAACAGGGGACAGUAGUAGAGGAGGAACAAGCCCUGCUUCCAAUGUCCCACUUACAAAACAGUCUGAAAGAAACACCUCUCCUAUCCCUUCCCAACAGAAUAAGAAUGACUCUGUGUGGUUUGAUGUUGGGGUGUUUAAAACGCUGUUCUGUGAGGUUACAUACUACUUCCUACCUUCUGAGGAUGGUGACCUGGCAUCAAGCUUGUCUGGUCGAAACUCAACUGAUAGUGAGCUCCUGGGUCCUCAUAGUUUCCAUGGUCGUGAGAAGCAGGAGUUGGCUUCAGGGGUCACAUACAAGCUCAGGGUGGCUGGACUGAACGGCUGUGGUCUGGGAGACUUCAGCCCUAUCAGUGAGUUUAAGACCUGUCAGCCUGGAUUUCCUGGGGCACCAUCUGCUGUCAAAAUCACCAAGGAUAAAGACUCCGUGCACAUCACCUGGGAGCCUCCCACCUCUCUGUCUGGAAAGAUCAUGGAGUAUUCCAUGUACUUGGCCGUGAGGAAGAGUCGAGGGAACAACACAGAGCGACCCGGUGAUUUGGCCUUCAUCCGAAUCUACCGCGGCACCAAGACUUCAUGCACAGUCAGCGAAACGCAGCUGAGCAACGCGCACAUCGACUCCUCGGCACGGCCUGCUGUCGUCUUUCGCAUCGCUGCAAAGAAUGAGCAAGGCUACGGUCCGGCCACUCAGAUCCGCUGGCUACAAGAUGCAAGUAAACUCAAAUCCUCAGUGAUGCAGCAGGACUCAAGUUCUCGGUCAGCAGAUCCUGACACCACCUGCAGAUAAACCCUCAACCCUGAUGUGUCAGCCAGCUGUUUUAAGGACUGCUCUGUUUUAAUAUUUAAAUAAAAACCCUCUUGAUGGCUGAAACAGUUUCAGUAUAAUGUUUAAGCAUUUAUACUGUAAGCUUUAGAUGUUCAGAAAAGCAAUGCCUUUACUGUCUUUGUAUAAUAACAAAUGAUCACAGUACACUGUACUUAAAUAAAGUUUAU